AUGUACAAGCGUUCCUUAGGUGAUCGCCUUCGUGCAUGCUUACUGUCGCCUAAUUUGACAGCAUAUGUCACUGAUCUUUCAGCAAAAAUCUUUGAUUUUUCCAAGAAAAAUCCAUCGGUCUUCAAAAUCUCUGUGGAAGCACUGCAGGACUCUGAUGCUAUGGAUCGGCUUGAUGUACUGAUGAAGAAGAUACUGACAGCACAGCGGGGAAAUAUGAAACAGAAGCUUAUUGCAUCAAUCGAGAAACGCUCAGAUCUAAGCACACUGGCCCGCAGUCUUGCAGGCAACUGCACAGAGCUCACAAUGGCGCACUGGGCCCGGAUCGCAUUCAUGCGAUCUUUCCUAAUUGACUUCCGAACAUUAUGUUCUCACCAGAAGACCACUAACGCUCAACUCGAAGAAGCAUCAACAGGUCCGAGUCUGCAGCCCCAGACUGACGAAGGUGGUGACAAUAAUAUACCAAUUGGUACUACUGCCAGUGCGAGCCAUGAACUUGGAGAGGAUGGGGAGGAUGAUAAUGACAAUGAGGAGGAGCGCACCUGGUCUUUUAGCCAGUAUUGGGAGUACCUUGAUAAGGUUCUUGACGAGCUUAAAGAGGAGGCUCGACAAAAGCAUGCGUUUCCUCAAGCACGCGCUGAUUAUAUCAAACAAUUUUUCACCAAAUGUCUUCAGCAAGACCUCCAGAUAUUCCCUGGUGGCGGUUCAUUAGCUCCAAGUUUGGAUUCGGUCACUUACGACACGUACGACACAAAUAAGUCAGAGAGAGCCCAAGAAGAUCUCAUACCUUUAGGAUACAAUUUUACACGACCUGUAUAUCUCCAAAUCAUAACUGCGUGGCAGCUGAAGAUCACUGACGAGGAUAUUAUCGCACAAACGUUCCUCGUUUCAGUGCUUCAGAGACAUUUUGUCUUGAAACUCCGAGAUAAUAUCCCGCUUCUCUUCAACACCAGUACCUAG
Molecule: messenger RNA, 957 nt
Organism: Suillus discolor
Lineage: Eukaryota; Fungi; Basidiomycota; Agaricomycetes; Boletales; Suillaceae
Exons: 7
Coding region: 1-957 (318 amino acids)
Source: RefSeq, a predicted model, not a curated record